Molecule: messenger RNA, 588 nt
Organism: Sphenostylis stenocarpa
Lineage: Eukaryota; Viridiplantae; Streptophyta; Magnoliopsida; Fabales; Fabaceae
Source: the annotation of a GenBank genome assembly
AUGGCUUCCCCCACUCAUUUCGACGAUGAAUUCGAUUUCGGAGGUGGAUUUAGCGGAAGACAUCUAGCUAGUAAGAGAUCAUCUCCCGAUUUCGACGAUGAAGAUUACGAUAAUGAUCCUUUUGCGCCGAAGAAGGCUAAAUCAAAAGCUGAAGAAGCUUCAGGUGUCACAACAGGAAUGAUUUUGUCACUGCGCGAGAGUCUUCAGAACUGUAAGGAUACCCUUGUAACAUGCCAAAAUGAACUUGAGGCUGCAAAAUCUGAGAUUCAGAGUUGGCAUUCUACACUUAAAAAUGAACCUUCUGUACCUGCUGGGGUGACUCCAGAUCCCAAAAUGUUGAUAAAUCAUCUUCAGACCUUGAAAACCUCUGAAGAGUCUUUAAGAGAGCAGCUUGAAAAGGCGAAGAAAAAGGAAGCUGCAUUCAUUGUAACAUUUGCGAAACGAGAGCAGGAGAUAACCGAGUUGAAGUCUGCUGUGUGGGAUCUGAAAGUGCAACUCAAGCCACCAUCUAUGCAGGCUAGGAGGUUGUUACUAGAUCCAGCUGUUCAUGAAGAGUUCACUCGUUUAAAGGUGGGUGGGAAAAAUUGA